CAAUUGCCUUACGCCUCUCUUUUUUCUCCUACUCUCUUCCCUUCUCUCCGCCACCCACUUUCUUGUGGGAGGCUGCUAUAUAUCAGGAGGCAACCUCAUACCAAUUGGUCGCGAGUUGAAACCGAAUUUCUUAGCUUCACCAUCAUAUCAACGCCAUGGAUGUCAAGUCCUCCCUCCUCCUCCUCCUCCUCCUCCCUCUUCUGCUGCUUCUCCCUUCCAGCCACGCCACUCUCACAGUCGGUUUCUACAACACCUCAUGCCCAUCCGCGGAGAGCAUCGUCAGGUCCGCCGUCGCAGCAGCCGUGAGUGCAAACCCCGGCAUUGCGGCCGGCUUGAUCCGCAUGCAUUUCCACGACUGCUUUGUCAGGGGCUGCGAUGCCUCAGUCAUUCUGAGAAACGCCAGUGGGGGGGAGCGGGACGCCGGCCCGAAUGCGAGCCUCCGUGGGUUCGAAGUCAUUGACGCGGCCAAAGCCCAGCUCGAGGCAGCGUGCCCCAACACGGUCUCCUGCGCCGACGUCCUUGCCUUUGCAGCCCGCGACAGUGCGGCACUCGUCGGGAACAUCAGCUACCAGAUCCCGUCCGGCCGGCGUGACGGACUCAUCUCCAGCGCGUCGGAGGUGGACCUACCCCCGCCGAAUGCCGACUUGACUGAGCUCAUCCGCAGGUUCGCCGAUAAGAACUUGACGGAGCUGGAUAUGGUGACCUUGUCGGGAGCCCACUCGAUCGGGGUGGCCGGCUGUGGGUCCUUCAACUUCCGGCUCUUCAACUUCAGCAACACCAGCCAAGUUGACCCAACGCUGGACCCCACCUACGCGGCCUUCCUCCGCACUCGGUGCCCCAACGACACCGCCACGGGCACAGUCAACAUGGACAGCAUCACGCCCAAUGUGCUGGACAACAACUACUACGUGGGGCUAACCAGGAACCUGGGCCUCUUCUCCUCUGACCAGACCCUCCUCACCACCAACACCUCCAAUGCAAUGGUGAUGGAGAAUGUAAACAACCCGUCUAGGUGGGCAAGCCUCUUUGCUCAGUCCAUGGUGAAGAUGGGCGCCAUUGACGUGCUCACAGGAACACAGGGACAGAUCAGGAGGAACUGCAGCGUCGUCAACCCGACCACUGUUGAUCUCCUUCUUCCAAAGUCUACAGAGACUUCUCAAGUUGCCAGCAGCUAAAGGCAGAUCAGUUGAUUCAUCUGCUGAGGGAGACCGUGCGUGUACACAACAUAUAUCCUGAUCACCCUGGCUGCUUUAGUCGUCAGUAAUCUUCCAUUGUUGGUGUGAGUAAAAUAAAUUGCAGAGGCAGAGUUAGAAGAGUUAAGUUGUUCUAAGAGGGUCUAGCGAAUGCUGCAUGCGAGAUUCUAUAGUUUCUCAGUUCUUGAAGUCGUUGUAUUCCUAUAUAUAUCUAACAGCAACUUUUGGUUUAAUGCUUGUGUAUUUACAUAUGGCGGAUCUUAAAAUGGCAAUGUUA
Messenger RNA from Nymphaea colorata (pocket water lily), 1470 nucleotides. RefSeq names its product peroxidase 1-like. The transcript has 3 exons. Gene Ontology annotation, molecular function: peroxidase activity; heme binding. Bases 156 to 1175 code for a protein of 339 amino acids. Lineage: Eukaryota; Viridiplantae; Streptophyta; Magnoliopsida; Nymphaeales; Nymphaeaceae. The record is from RefSeq and is a predicted model, not a curated record. Gene Ontology annotation, cellular component: plasmodesma; plant-type cell wall. Gene Ontology annotation, biological process: response to oxidative stress; hydrogen peroxide catabolic process.